AUGAUUAUAUCGAUUCAGAGAUGGAGGGUCUUGGUGGUCUGGUGCGGGUUACUGGGCAUGGCGUUUGGUGGUCACGACGGAAAGACGGACGGAAGGAAAAUUGGGCAGGACAGCUAUGGGUACAAGAGGAGCUCGUCGUUAUCGCCGCAAAUUAACACUUCUCGAGGUGCCGGUGAUGAAGUUGAAGGGGCUUCAUGGUAUUAUCCUACUACGUGGCCUUCUUUUGAAGAGAAGCGUACUGUGUCUUUGAAUCAGAGCUAUACGCCCCGUUUCGAAGUUGGAUUGCAAGGACCACAAGACGCGAAAUCUUUGGCUUUAUGUUAUACUACAAAUUUCCAAGCACCAGAAUCGGCCAACAUAUAUUAUGUUAUACCCCUCACAUUCACUUGUCUAAAAAAUGACCCCUCUUGUCAAAUCGAAGUCCAGAAAACAGGAACGGCGAAUUUAGAGGUCAAUCUCUAUAAUACUAGUGGAGGCCUCUCUACCUUUACAAAGCCGAACUCGGCUUUCUUUCUGUGUUUCAACAAUGGUAACGACACUGUUGCGGGCUUCACCUGCGAGUCUUACAGCCCGUACUUCCAGAUAUUACGUAGCCCCUCACUUGUCAAUCAGAGACGAGAAGAGACAGCAGAUUUGGUAGCAGCCGAAUCGUCAUCCAUGUCAGCUUUCGCAAGCUCGUUUGUGGCAGCCAUCACAAACUAUGCAGCUCCAACGGCUCCGCUAUCCGUCACAGCAAGCACGGCAAUCUUUUUGCCUUCAGGAGGAACAGUGAUAUCAGCGUCAACAACUGCGCCCAAUAUACCCAUUUCAACAUCAUAUGCGUCGACUGUAACAACACCCAUACUAACGCCAACUGGUACCGACGGCUCAGCUAGUGCAACUGGCACCUCUGAUUCAUUUAAUUCUAGCUCCACCUCCUCGAAUUCCAGCGGACUCUCCCUAGGCGCCAAAAUUGGCAUCGCCCUCGGCGCCAUAAUCUUCGUCUUCCUCCUCCUUCUAGCCCUCCUCCUCCUCCUCCGCCGCCGCCGCAAGAACCCCCCUAAAAACGCCUCCCGCACUCCCGAGAAUCUUCUCCUCUCCUCCUCUCUCAAACACAACAAUGACUCCAACUCCCUCUUCAUCGCCGAAAAACUCGCUCUCACUGAUCGCAGCGAUACAAACACCCCUCUUACAUCUCGCGGUGCCGGAAUCCUCGGCGGAACAUUCGAUCACGAUGAUGAUCUCCACCAAGAUUUGCCUGCGCCCGGAAGUGCCUUUACAGCAAACACACCCGUACCCAUCAGUCCGCGCCGCAGCCAAGCUGCCAACACGCUGCGAAGCGAAGUGAUAGGAAGUCGCGCCGUGAGCAUCGCUUCCGGGAUCUCUCGGUCCGUAUCCCCCGUAAACAGCAGUGCGGGGAACAAUAUCGUAGAUCUCAGUCGAGAAAAUAGUCGCGAACGUAUCGGCGAUAGGAGUAUCUUUGAUCAGGAACCGUAUACGGAUAAUGUAGGCGCAGGCGCAAAUAGUGGGGCAGUAGGUAUGAAUGGGGAUAGAAAUGGAAGUCGCACUAAUUUAGACGUGCCGAAAGUAUAUAAAGGGGCGUUACAAGCACCUUUCCUCAGCGAACCGGGGAUGUCAGCUGAGGAGGUAGCGAGGUUGGAGGAGGAAGAGAGGAGGAUUGAUGAGGCGAUUGCGGAAGCGGAGGAGGAGAGGAGGAGGGCGAGAGAAGCGAGAGGGAGAUAG
Botrytis sinoallii is the source of this 1722-nucleotide messenger RNA. RefSeq lists its product as uncharacterized. The transcript has 2 exons. NCBI's taxonomy places the organism in Eukaryota, Fungi, Ascomycota, Leotiomycetes, Helotiales, Sclerotiniaceae. The record is from RefSeq and is a predicted model, not a curated record. The coding region runs from base 1 to 1722 and encodes 573 amino acids.